This is a messenger RNA of Macrosiphum euphorbiae (potato aphid), 240 nucleotides long. The record is from the annotation of a GenBank genome assembly. Lineage: Eukaryota; Metazoa; Arthropoda; Insecta; Hemiptera; Aphididae.
AUGUGUGGUCGACGAACACCGUUGUUAAAUCUCACUGUACUCGGAAUUUUCACUGAUGAAUACGAAUUUGCCGUGUUUGCGGCAGUGGGACAACGUGUCAUGCGGGCGUGGGGCGUGCUCUCAAAGCACGAGGAGGCGUUGUCACUAGGCUGUGUGCAUGAUUUACCAUCUCGUUUUCCGAUUUCGUUCCGGUGUCAUCCGAGCGUGGCACAACAAUACAGUACAAUGAAAAUGACAUAA